UUUUCUUGACCACCCGAGAGAUUCCACGCGCAUCGAUGAUGUCCAGCGCCGUGACCUGGCAGCAGCCACCGGAUCGACCCGCAUCCGUCGAACGUGGAGCCGGCCACCGAUGUUGAAGUCUCCUCCUCGUUCUUUUUGACCUCAACGUUUCUCAUCGUAACUGGACCCCGUUCAUUUGCGAGAUUCCUUUCUUUCCCCGCAGUCCAAUGGGAGUCCAUUAUUCCGAUUCACCACCGUGUACAAAUAAGGAGGCGGAGGAGGACUCCCUCCCGUCUGCCUCUCUGCCUCUUUCUGCGGUUCCUCGUGGAAUCCUUCUCCCCUUUCUCUUCAGGCAUGGAGGAUGGUAAUUCCAAGAUAAGUCCUUCAUUGAGAGAUUUCUAUAUCCCGGAUUAUAUGCUAGUGCCAGAGUCAAAAAAAGUUGAUGUCCUAGAAGAGCCGGCUUGUCCUGUGGUUGUUUUCAUCAAUUCAAGAAGUGGUGGCCAACUUGGAGGUGAUCUGAUAAAAACAUACCGUGAGCUUCUAAAUUAUGCUCAGGUUUUUGACUUAGGAGAAGAAGCUCCUGAUAAGGUGCUUCAUAGACUUUAUGGUAACAUUGAAAAGCUUAAAUCUGAGGGAGAUCAUCUUGCUACUCAUAUUGAGAAGACAUUAAGAUUAAUUGUUGCAGGCGGUGAUGGUACAGCAGGUUGGCUUCUUGGCGUAGUCUGUGAUCUUAAACUUGCAAAACCACCUCCAAUUGCUACAGUACCUUUGGGAACCGGAAACAAUCUCCCUUAUUCAUUUGGCUGGGUUGAUCUCCAAAAAAAGGUUGUUGCUGCAACAGACCUCGACAUUGGCAGCUUGGGCAAUGACAGUGACUACGGAAAGAAGAAUCCUUCUACAGAUCAGCAGUCAGUUCUGUCUUUCCUUCAACAAGUUAAAGAAGCAAAAGAGAUGAAAAUUGACAGUUGGCAUAUUGUCAUGCGAAUGAAAGUUCCAAAGGAAGGUUCCUUCGAUCCAAUUCCUCCAUUGGAGUUGCCACACUCUCUACAUGCAUUCCAACGGGUAUCAAGUUCAGACACACUUAAUGUGGAAGGUUAUCACACUUUUCGUGGUGGCUUUUGGAACUACUUUAGCAUGGGAAUGGAUGCCCAUGUGUCAUAUGCAUUUCAUUCUGAGAGGAAGAAGCAUCCAGAAAGAUUCAAGAACCAAUUAACUAAUCAGAGUGCGUACGCAAAAAUUGGGCUUAAACAAGGAUGGUUUCUUGCUUCUCUUUGUCAUCCUUCAUCAAGGAAUAUAGCACAGCUUGCAAACGUCAAGAUCAUGAAAACACCAGGCCAGUGGGUAGAUCUUCAUAUUCCUAGCAGCAUUAGAUCCAUUGUUUGUCUCAACUUACCCAGUUUUUCUGGAGGACUUAAUCCAUGGGGGACUCCUAAUCAGAAGAAAGCACGAUAUAGGGAUCUUACUCGGCCAUUUGUUGAUGAUGGCUUGCUUGAGGUUGUGGGUUUCCGAGAUGCAUGGCAUGGGCUUGUUUUGCUUGCUCCCAAGGGGCAUGGGACUCGUCUUGCACAGGCACGUAGAAUUCGUUUCGAAUUCCACAAGGGUGCAACAGAUCAUACAUUUAUGCGAAUUGAUGGAGAACCAUGGAAGCAGCCUUUGCCUGUGGAUGAUGAUGCAGUUGUGGUUGAGAUAUCUCAUUUAGGUCAGGUUGAUAUGCUUACUACCAAAAACUGCAUUUCAAGGAGUAUCAGUGACCCCUCAACGCCAUCAAAAUGGAGCCACAACGGGGACGAGGAUAGUGAGGAUUCCGAGGAUGAAUGGGAAGGAGGGAGGAGCAAGUUUGGUGCAGCAGCAACGUUCAAGAUUUCUGAGGAGAUUGACAUCGCUCAUCUGAGCUAAGUUCUAUCUCUACCUGCUUCUGUAACUACUGGUUUAAAUUUGCAAUUUGUAGUUGUUCGAACUUGUAUUCAUUAUUAUUGACAUGUUAUAAUAAGCUAGUUUUGUAGAUGCUUGGAAGUAUAUAUACUACCUGAGUCCCUUUGGUAUGCUUUAUCAUAAUUUCCUUCUUAGGAAAGUCGAUAGAAAAAAAAAAGAGUUUUCUUGAGGAAAAAUGUAAAAAAGGAUGAGAGAAAGAUACAAAAAGAUGUAGGAAGGGACACUCUUUGCAUGGAGGGAAAGAUUUAACUACAAAAGGGGAAAAAAAGGCAGGGGAAACUCGACAGUCCUAGAUGCUGUCGUUCCAGUCAUGUCAGAUUACCCACCUUUGUAAUGACUGAUUUGAUUUGUGUAUAAGAAAUGGUACAGGUUUGUGAAGAACUCUUGAUUGCAGUCUAAAAAUCUUCUCUAAUAGAAUGUGUUCAGAGAAUACAAUAUAUGAUGCUGUCGUUACCACUUACUUUUGUUAAUGGAGUAGCAGCAAUCCACGGGUGAACAGGAUCCCAGUAUCAUCCUCUCUCGUGUUUACACAGAGAAAACCAGACACCUGUAAGAUUUCUGACAUAACUGAAUCCUGCUGCAAACAAAACAGAAUUGGCAAAGGAAGCCUUGUCAUUGGGUAUAAGCUUUACUUGGGACUACAUAAAUCCAGAACAUGACUUUGCUCAAGGACUCUUCAAUUUGCUUGGCUUGCUUAAUGUAACCAAUGCCUCCCUUCUUCCACUUCUCGGCUGAAGAAAGCAUCAGUUUGAUGCAAGCAAAUGAUUCAAGACUGUUUCCAUUGUUCUUUGCCUGCCAUGAAUCAACCUCAGCACAUAGUUCCAAUGCCAAAAUCUGCUUAGUUCUUCCUUGCCUGCCUCCACCAUUAGCAUGCUCGUGGCCACAGCCAUCUUUUGUGUCUUCUGUUUUACAAAGGUGAUAAUAUAGCAAUGCAAUAAGCUUUCUUUAGUCUUCUUGAAUUUUAUUUGAUGGAAGUAGAGAAGAAUAUUGCAAGGCAGUAAUAUUGAUGGGUGACAUUACUGAUUUAUGUGUCUCCACUCUCCAUCAAAAUACUAUGCAAAAUUUUGACUAGUUGUAUCCUUAUUUUGAUCUUAAUUCUCGAGCAUACAAUCAACAAAA
Messenger RNA from Zingiber officinale, 3030 nucleotides. RefSeq names its product diacylglycerol kinase 5-like. Bases 334 to 1875 code for a protein of 513 amino acids. Gene Ontology annotation, molecular function: ATP-dependent diacylglycerol kinase activity. The record is from RefSeq and is a predicted model, not a curated record. NCBI's taxonomy places the organism in Eukaryota, Viridiplantae, Streptophyta, Magnoliopsida, Zingiberales, Zingiberaceae. The transcript has 15 exons.